AUGGCUGUAUUGUGUAUGGCAGGGUGUUCCACUGGGGGAAGGCUGUAUUGUGUGUGGCAGGGUGUUCCACAGGUGGAUGGCCGUAUUGUGUAUGGCAGGGUGUUCCACUGGGGGAAGGCUGUAUUGUGUGUGGCAGGGUGUUCCACAGGUGGAUGGCCGUAUUGUGUGUGGCAGGGUGUUCCACGGGCGGAUGGCCGUAUUGUGUGUGGCAGGAUGUUCCACGGGCGGAUGGCUGUAUUGUGUAUGGCAGGGUGUUCCACUGGGGGAUGGCUGUAUUGUGUGUGGCAGGGUGUUCCACAGGGGGAUGGCUGUAUUGUGUGUGACAGGGUGUUCCACAGGGGGAUGGCUGUAUUGUGUGUGGCAGGGUGUUCCAAAGGGGGAUGGCUGUAUUGUGUGUGGCAGGGUGUUCCACAGGGGGAUGGCUGUAUUGUGUGUGACAGGGUGUUCCACAGGGGGAUGGCCGUAUUGUGUGUGACAGGGUGUUCCACAGUUUGA
Molecule: messenger RNA, 495 nt
Organism: Saccostrea cuccullata (small rock oyster)
Lineage: Eukaryota; Metazoa; Mollusca; Bivalvia; Ostreida; Ostreidae
Exons: 1
Coding region: 1-495 (164 amino acids)
Source: RefSeq, a predicted model, not a curated record